This is a messenger RNA of Phyllopteryx taeniolatus (common seadragon), 4859 nucleotides long. RefSeq names its product zyxin (gene zyx). Lineage: Eukaryota; Metazoa; Chordata; Actinopteri; Syngnathiformes; Syngnathidae. The record is from RefSeq and is a predicted model, not a curated record. Gene Ontology annotation, biological process: integrin-mediated signaling pathway; transforming growth factor beta receptor signaling pathway. The transcript is spliced from 14 exons. The coding region runs from base 1587 to 3410 and encodes 607 amino acids.
UUACCUAAUAAGGACAACUCUUGUGUCAGUUCCAGGAUUCUGUAGCUGUGGCACACGAUACUGUCAUGCGAUAAGACAACUACGGGUGUUGUUGCUUUUAGGUGGAAACUCCUGUAUUAUAGCGAACAUUCUACACGAGUUAAUGACUCGAAUAGACCUCUUGGUUUGUGCUAUUCCGCCGAACAGAUUAAGAAGUGCAGUUUUCUCUGCCGGCUGAUGGACAAUUGGACGUCGAUGAUAGAAGGGCGGCUAUGCGGAAGCACCAACCUAGCAAGAAAAGAGCAAAAGUUGACUUUUGUUAGCUUAGUGCGCUCGCUACGGUGCUGUCAAGGUUUUGUUUAAUUCAAAGACUUGUGGAAUUAUUUAAACGGAGUCCCUUUCCCCACCCUGGUCCAAACUAGCUUCGUAACGCUCGGCUGUUAGUGGGCGUGCUGGUGGUCCACUCAGUUUAGCUAACAGGAUUGACAGCCCAGCCACGAUUGCGUGGAAGCCGGCGGGGCUGGCAGUCACCUAUGGACAUUGUGAUGAUGAGUGGAAAUUUGUGUAAUGAACUACACUGCUUAGUUAAAUAUCAAAGCAACCCCCAUAUAGCAAGCAUAGCGUCUCUCUUCUUCUUCUUUUUUUUUGCAAACUUGCCCUCUUGGUGAAGGACAUAGUAUAUGGGAUGACGUUAGAAUGUUUUUAUUCAGAUUUGAAAACCUUUAUCUAACCAGAAAAUAAACACCCAUUGAGACCAAGGUCUUUUUUCAAGGGUGAUCUGGAUACGAAGGCGGAGCACAAUUCAAGUCAUAACAAUAUACUGUACAUAAAAGAACAUAGUUCUGUAUAAAAAAAAAAGUAUACAUAAAAGAACACAGUACAAUUACAAACAGAAGACUGGACUACUGUCCAUAGACUACCAUUCUCCCAGAAUGGAGACCAGGAAAUUAUACUGACUAAAUGUACUAAAUGCAAGCACAACAAAACAACAGCAGUCUAGCAUAUCACAACACAAUAGGGAAAAAAGGACAAAGGCAAUGGGCAAAAAAAAGUGCAUCUGAGCAGGAGCAACUAUCAAGAAAUUCAGCACUUUUUAGUCUAAAACUAUGCAACAGAUUAAUGAGGCCAGUUUGAGUCGACUCUGGAGGUCAUUCCAGGAGCAAGGGCCAAGAUGAAAAAGGCUAUAUAAGAAAGUAGUAAUUGUGUGAAGGAAGUAUGUUGAAGUGAUACAAAGAGACUAAGGCCCACCAAACACCAGGCGAUUGAUCUUCGCACACAUAGCCAACUUGCUGCAAUGGAAAAACUGCCACCCCUGGUGUGAUCAGUUUCGGCAUUCCGGCAACAGAAAUGUGAGAGUCCAGAUGCAGGAAAGCGCCCCAAGCCAAGGUUCCGUUGCUAACAAACUAAAGCGAGAAACCAGUAGUGGUUUAGUCUGAGGUCAUUGUGGCGCUUCCUGCUGAGAGGAUUAUGGUUAAGGUCAUUGCACUGCAGCAAACUAAAAGGAGCAAAAACUGACAACUCAUCAGAUGACAACAAUGAAUGGAAGGUGGAGUGUUUAAGAGGCAUGUGUGAAGAAAGGCUUUUAUUUGCAUGUCAAUUUUUAGAAGAUGGAGAGCUCAAGCAGCAGCAAGCCGGUCAUGGUGACGUCCUCCCUCAACUUCAAAGUCACCACGCCGUCCUUUUACAACCAGCCAAAGAAGUUUGCCUCUGUGGCCCCACCACGGCCCAAGAGCACGACUCCGCCCUCCGCGCCGUCACCAACGCCAAUGCCUGUGGGCACAGGCGUGAUCGGACGUGUUGGAGAUCUGCCCCCGCCGCCCCCCUCGCUCUGUGAUGAUUUCCCACCCCCUCCUCCACCUCCUCCAAUGGAUGAUGACUUGCCGGCCCCACCCCCUGAAUGCCAGAUCACACCGCUGGCCUCAGAAGCCCCCCCGCCGGCCUUCCCGGCUCCCCCACCCGUAGCAGAUGACCUUCCCUUACCUGCCGCCCCUGAGGAGAGUGCCCGUUUGACGAGCUUCCCCACACCCCCUCCUCCUCCCCCACCACCUCCACCCGCCGCCACUGCUACCGGUUUUCCCAGCGGUGUUGGGCACAUUCAGAGGGCUGUGACCAAGCAAACAAGCUUGGAUAAGCAAAUCGACUCUCUGACAGACUUGCUUUCCGAAAUGGAGACGCGGGGGCCCUUCAACCCUAAGUUGCCAAACCAGUAUUCUGCAGCACCAUCCCCCAAACCAGCCGGUCCCCCACCAACAGCCCCCAAGCCAGCCCUCUCUUUUCUCCCUCCUCCCGAGAUGGGAGACCGCCCACCUCCUGCGCCCUGGGCAGAGGAGCUCAAAGCUCGGACGAACCGACAGGCCAACCACGACUCACCACCACCACCAGUAGCCAAGUCCCCAUUUGGAGCAAGAAUAACCACUUCGUCUUCGUCGCUGGCGAAAAAACUGAACCAGAACCUGAACCAGGCUCCCUAUUCAGGCAGUGGUCCGCAGAAAACUCCCCCCGCGUCUGGCACCAGCACUUUCUCCCCAGUUCCGGACUCUCCGCCUGCACCUGCAGCGCCGCCUGAAAGUGUGGCCCCCAAUCACAUGAAGAGUCCUCAGUUUGUUGGUCAGAACCGAAACCCGCCCGCUGCCGUGCCUCCUCCCCAACCUAAGACCAUGGCUUCCCCUUCACCCUCCUCCUUGAAUCAACCAAUGAAAUCUCCCCCUGCAUCCACGCCAUCACCCCCUGGUCCAGUGUUAACCUCAGGAGGAGGCGCACCGCUCAACAUGAGGGAAGUGGAGGAACUUGAGAGAAUGACCAAGGACUUCAUUAAAAAAAUGGACGCUCACCCACCUGUUGGCCCUGCCCCACCAACUGACGUCUGCGGCAAGUGUGGCGAGGCGCUGUCCCGCACUCAGCCGGCCGUGCGGGCCAUGGAGAAACUUUUCCACUCCAACUGCUUCUGUUGCAUUACAUGCCGUCGCCCCCUGGAGGGCAUGCAAUUCUACGACAGGGAUGGCUCUCCUGAGUGCGAGGACUGCUACAUGAAUUCUCUGGCGAUGUGUUCCCGAUGCGGGGAGAGAAUCACGGAUCGUGUGCUGAAGGCGGUCGGUCAGUGUUUCCAUUCCCACUGUUUCCGCUGCAGCACCUGCUCUUGCAUACUGGAGGGGGCGCCCUUCAUCACCGACGACAACAAUAACCCCUACUGUGUCCAGGAUUACCACAGGCGUUUCUCGCCGCUGUGUGUCAGCUGCAACGAGCCCAUUAUUCCAGCACCAGGCAGCGAGGAGACGGUUAGAGUUGUGGCUCUCGACAAGAACUUCCACCUUAAGUGUUACCGCUGUGAAGACUGUGCUCGCCCUCUCUCCAUAGAAGCGGACGAGAACGGCUGCUAUCCGCUGGAUGGUCGUAUCCUGUGUAUGAAGUGCCACGCCAAGCGAGCCAAGUAGACAGCGCAAUGAACCUUCCCCCCCCCCCCCCCCCCCCCCCCCUCCCCCUUCCGGUUAAAUCUGAACCAAAUCCAAAAGCACAGGUUCCAUUCAGCUUUCGGCCUUCGCGUUACAGGGCUUAGUUUAGUGUGAAUGUCCUAUGUGAAAAAGGGUGCUUUUUGCAUGGUGUGCUGCGUGCUCUCGUCUUCGUUCGAUCCACUUUAGUGCAGAGGUAAUGUACUGCACCGCCACAGAGCUCUUCCUCUAGAGUAGACUAAGCCUUUUCGAUGUCGUAUGUUUAUGCUAAAAACGCAUCUAUCUUGCACAGACCGCUUGGAUCAUAGAGCAGUCCAGUAGCACCAGGGAGCAAUUCAGAACACUCAAUCUGCUGCUCUCAUGGCCUAUAAGAAUCGCAUACAGUAGAUUCUCUCAGCGGGACCCCUGUGUUUGUUCAUUGCCACUUUCGUUUGGCUGCUGGUUGAGGAGAUUUUAAAAGACGUAAGCAGUCGUCGUGCCAGCAUGUAAUACUCGGUAACACUUACGGUAAUUGAAACUAGUCAAGAGCAGAGUUAAGUAUUAAACACAUUCUGUAUGGCUCGACAAGCUGCGAACAAAGAGCCACGCAAAGCUUUACCAGCACAGAUUCCAUUAUGGGGAUCUCAUCAUGUAGCUAACAGUGUCACCAACAAACAGGACCCAUUGUGUGAUUUAUUCCUGAAAUAUACUUGGUGCCACUUUGACUCUAAAGCCCAAGCACACAAUGGUAGGCAUUGUUUUUCUGUUGCAUCACAUUAGAACCUAUUUGCUUCACCUAAUAUUAUAAUAUAUGGACCUUUUUUAUAUUCCUACCUAAGUAUGCUGUUCUAUCAUUAGGAAUUACCUUCAAGACUUUUAGGUGACAUGUUUGAAGCAUAGUGACCAAAUAUUUAGAAGCUGUAUGACGGAAGUGCUUGGAACAUUUUUUUUUUCUUCUUUUACUCAUUUUUGAGCCCUGUCCUUUGACCAUGAUCUCCUCUUAAGUUUAAAGUAAACCCUUCCAUUACCUUCCAUUAUUCAACUUUUCUACUUCUGUAUUAUUUUAUUGUACUGUAUUGUUUACGUCUUCAUUCCUAUCGUUCACUAUUGCAUUCCGGCGGUCCCUUACAAUGGAAGCUGGUUUACAUCCAUAGAAAUGUAUUCCUCACUGAGUCCGGUGCAAGAAAACAUGACAGUAGUGACUCACCAUUGCAUGCUCGCUGUGUACUGUGGGUGCUGGCUUUCCUCAAGUAUUAUACGGUCUUCUGCACCAACAGCUUUAAAUGCCUUUGCGUGCUCAAAUACUUAAGACGAUGCCUGCAUACAUCCGAUGUGACGUUGCCUUGUCCUUUUUGUAUAACUUUUUUAUAUAAACAAACUGUUUGUGUGAAUGUAUAUGUUUCAAAAAAAAUAUCUAGCCCCCUUCAAAGAAAAAAAUAAAUGAAUAAAAUGUUA